CUGCUUUAGUCUAAGAGAGGAAGAAUCUUUUUUUUCUGCCGGUGAGAGAGCAUGCGCACGGCCGGCACUGUGCUCCCGGGUACUGGUUCCGGGAUGUAGUGACACACAGUCACACGCACAGUGCUGCUACUGCUGCCUCACGUGACAGGGUGGCAGGAGGCGGGCGGCCGGCUGGUGGAGGUGAGUGAUGCUGCCCGUUCUGCCAUGCUGCUCAACUCCUUGCUGAAGCUGCUGCAGAGACAGACCUAUACCUGCCUGUCCCACAGGUAUGGGCUGUACCUGUGCUUCGGGGGCUUGGUGCUGAUGAUCGUCUCCGCUCUGCAGUUUGGAGAGGUGGUUCUUGAGUGGAGUCGGGAUCAGUAUCAUGUGUUAUUUGAUACUUAUCGGGACAACAUUGCUGGGAAGUCUUUUCAGAACAGGCUGUGUCUUCCCAUGCCCAUUGAUGUGGUAUACACCUGGGUUAACGGCACUGACCCAGAGCUUGUAAAGCAGCUACGAGAUGUACGAGAACAAAUGGAAGAGGAGCAAAGGGCGCUGAGAGAACUUCUCGGAAGUAACAGAACGGAGCCAACAAGGAAAGGUUCUAGUGAUAAGAUGCUGGAAUGCCUGCUGACACAUUGCAUACGUGUUCCUAUGCUAGUGCUGGAUCCUGCCUUUCCUGCCAACACAACCCUGAAGGAUCUCCAAACCUCCCAGCCUUUCUUUCAUGCAGCAGUGUCCUUAUUUCAUGUUGCAAAACCCAAGAAUCCAUCAACUAAUGUUACAGUCAUAGUCUUUGAAACACAGCAGGAUGCGGAAACUGCACAACUGAAUGCCCUCUUUGAAACCAAUAAGGAAACUAUCUGGAGAGCAUAUAUGACCACAGACAAAGAGGCUCCAGGGUUAGCAUUCAUGCAAGAUCUGGUUUUCCUGAGUGGAUUUUCAUCAACAUUCAAAGAAACCAAUCAGUUGAAAGCAAAACUGCCUGAGAGUCUGUCCUCUAAGAUUCGACGGAUACAGCUGUACUCUGAAGCAAGUGUAGCACUCUUACAGCUGAACGAUCCCAAAGACUUCCAUGAUCUCAACAUACAGUCAAAAAAAAAUAUGACUAUAGAAGGAAAGGAGGUGACGUUGAAUCCUGCUUACUUGCUGUGGGAUCUUAGUGCUGUCAGCCAGCUGAAGCGGGAUGAGGACAUUUCAGCCAGUCGUUUUGAGGAUAAUGAAGAAUUGCGCUAUUCCCUGAGAUCUAUUGAGAAGCAUGCUCCAUGGGUGCGUCAUGUUUUUAUUGUAACAAAUGGCCAGAUCCCAUCCUGGCUGAACCUGGACAAUCCACGUGUCACCAUUGUAACCCAUGAGGAAAUCUUCUUGAAUACUAGUCAUUUACCUACCUUUAGUUCUCCUGCCAUUGAAAGUCACAUUCAGCGAAUACCAGGACUUUCCCAAAAAUUCAUAUACAUGAAUGAUGAUGUAAUGUUUGGAACAUAUGUUUGGCCUGAUGAUUUCUAUAGCCAUUCAAAGGGACAAAAGGUUUACUUGACAUGGCCUGUUCCUAACUGUGCAGAGGGUUGUCCAGGAUCUUGGAUUAAGGAUGGUUAUUGUGACAAGGCAUGUAAUAAUUCUGCAUGUGACUGGGAUGGUGGUGAUUGCCUAGGAAACACAGCCGCUGGUCGAUUUGCCCCAGCACUUGCAGGUGCAGGUCUAAAUGUACAAGGUUGGCAGCACGGAGUUGGAAUAAGUGGCGUAUCUUAUUGUAAUCAGGGUUGUGCUAACUCCUGGCUUGCUGAUAAGUUCUGUGACCAGGCUUGCAAUGUGCACAACUGCGGGUUUGAUGCAGGAGAUUGCGGACAAGAUCAUUUCGGAGAGAUGUAUAAAAUAAACUUACUAUUAAAUAAAACCCACUAUGUUGUUCCUAAAGGGGAGUGCUUGCCGUACUUUAGCUUUGCUAAUAUCGCUAAGAAAGCACUGGAAGGCAGCUAUAGUGAUAACCCAAUUAUCCGUCACGCUUCCAUUGCUAACAAGUGGAAAACUGUCCACCUCAUUGCGUAUUCUGGAAUAAAUGCUACUGUGGUCUAUUUCAAUCUCACCUUUCAUGAUCAGAAUGACAAGCCAUUCAAAAUGCAGAUUUCAGUAGAUGUUGACACAACAGAAGUCCACAAACGCAACAAUACCCCACCUGUGCAAGGACAGAGACCUGCAAGAGGUACAACACCUACACCAGAGGCAGAAAUCCUGUUUGAGGACAUUCCUGAAGAAGACCGGUUCCCAAAAUACAAGAAGCAGAAGCCAGUUGAGAAUGCACACUUAAGUAUUCACAUCCCAUAUGUGAAUGUGUCCUCUCUACCAGACAAUGUACAACUGGCCCUUCAAAAGCUUGACUUGCAACUAAGCAACGGUGACAUCACUUGGAAAGGCUACAAUCUGUCAAAAAUGGCUCUGCUUGAACCUUUUGGUGCCUUAUUUUCAGACACAGAACAAUACUUAAAUGUAAAAAAGCAGUGGUUCAGCCAAGUUGACAUACCCAAGAAUGUGACUGAAAGUAGGAAAAAAGAAAUUGAGAAGUUUGCUUCAAGAAGUGAAUCUCAGUUUAAGAUUGGUGGGCAGAGUAUCAAGGCCAAAGGUACUUUGGAAAGAAGUAGGGAAGACAGUAUUGUUCCUGGUAGAAAACUACAAUAUCAGCCAACUUAUGAAGGGUUCUUGCCAUGGGAAAGAAACAAGUACUUUAAAGAUCUUUUAGAUGAGACCGAUGCACUAUUACGUGAUCUCUCUUACUUCACUGAUGGCAAGCAAGUUGGCAGGAAACUUCAAGACACAUUUGCCGAUUCCCUCCGUUAUGUGAAUAAACUCCUUAAUAGUAAAUUUGGCUUCACGUCUCGGAAAGUUCCUGCUCACAUGCCACACAUGAUUGACCGUAUCGUUAUGCAGGAUCUCCAGGACUUAUAUCCAGCAGAAUUCGACAAAACGUCUGCUCAUAAAGUGCGCCAUUCAGAAGAUAUGCAGUUUGCUUUCUCCUUUUUCUACUAUCUAAUGAGUGCCAUCCAACCACUAAACAUCUCCCAGGUUUUCCAUGAAGUGGACACUGAUGGGUCCGGAGUACUGUCUGACAGAGAGAUCCGAACGCUGGCUACCAGAAUACACCAGCUGCCUCUAAGUUUACAGGAUCUGACAGGUUUAGAACAUUUGCUCAUUAACUGCUCCAAAUCACUCCAGUUAAACAGCACUGAAGAUUCUUUUGCUUCAACAACACAGGAGUCUUAUUAUGAUCCAAAUUUGCCUCCUGUUACCAAACAACUGGCAAUUAACUGUAAACCGGUAACUGAUCUGAUACGUAAAGCAUACAAGGAUAAGAAUAAAUACAGAUUUGAAAUUAUGGGUGAAGAGGACAUUGCAUUCAAAAUGAUUCGUACCAACGUGUCCCAUGUUGUUGGCCAGUUAGAUGAUAUCAGGAAAAACCCAAGGAAAUUCAUAUGCCUGAAUGAUAAUAUCAAUCACAUUCACAAGGAUGCACAAACUGUAAAAGCAGUCCUGCGAGACUUCUAUGAGUCGAUGUUUCCAAUACCUUCUCAGUUUGAGUUGCCAAGAGAGUACCGUAACCGAUUUCUACACAUGCAUGAACUGCAAGAAUGGAGGAGUUAUAGAGACAAGUUAAAGUUCUGGACGCACAGUGUCUUGGGAACGUUGAUUGUGUUUACCGUCAUCUCUUUUUUUGCUGAACAGUUGAUUGCACUUAAAAGAAAGAUUUUUUCUAGGAGGAGAAUGCAUAUUGAAGUAAGCCCAGAAAGAAGUAAAGUCUAAAACAAGACUGACUUUUUGUUAGACUACCUCAUUACUGUGACAUGGAAAUGUCAGAAUGUCAUCAAGUUGGAAAAUAAAGGGUUCCACUUCAACAGUCAUCACAAAAGGAGAGUGACUUAAUCUUCUGGCUGUGAUCACGUGGUUCCACUUUCUAAGUAUUCUCAUGCCUGAAUGCAGCAUGUUGGUACCAUCGGAAUAUAAUCUGAAAGAACCUGUCCGAGGUCAGCUAUUGCUUUGAGCAUCUGACUGUAAAAACCAAAGGAUUUUGAAAUGACAACACUUUGAUUUUAUGUGCCAUUAAAAGUGACAGGUCAGUGUGGUAAAAGAAAACCAUACUUUCUGAGUUAGGUAGCUGAAAUUCACUUUUGCUCGGACUAUUCUGCUUCCCUUUCAAAGGAAUGGAAUAUAUUUUGCAUACAAAGUAGUGGCUGAUGUCUAAAAUUGCGUGACUUAAGAAUGUAUUUGUUUUGUUUCUGUAAAUACAAGUCAAGUGCCUGUGUACAGAUAUUAAUAGUGUUUUGCCCUAUUUGUGAACGAAUUGUAGCGCUGGAUAUUGGGAUUUCACCUAUGAUAGAAACAGACGAGUUAUUGUCUCCAAUUUGUUUAAUGUAGCUAUAUUUUCUUUUAAUGUAAAUGCCUUUCUUACAUGCAUGUACAUUUGUUAAACUGCUAGGUUGAACCAUUCCUCCCCCAAACAUCAUCCUUCAAAAACAUGGCUGCACAUCUGGUUUCCCUUUAUCCAUUUUAUGUGGGGGAAAUGUCUUAACUUGGUGAGUGCUUCCUUUAUUUAAGCUACCCAUCUCUGUAGAUCAGUGAAAGGGGUUAAUGAGAAUGUGCUUCUGUUCAUUUUUAGAAAAGAAUUAAAUUGAGAUAUAUGUUCACAUGUAAAUAAUUUCGGAAGGAUGUAAUUUUAGCAAUUCUCACAAAAUGAGAUCAUGAAUUAAAUUCUGUGACAUGCA
Pseudophryne corroboree (corroboree frog) is the source of this 4730-nucleotide messenger RNA. It is a transcript of the gene GNPTAB, whose product is annotated as N-acetylglucosamine-1-phosphate transferase subunits alpha and beta. Gene Ontology annotation, cellular component: Golgi apparatus. Gene Ontology annotation, biological process: N-glycan processing to lysosome; carbohydrate phosphorylation. The record is from RefSeq and is a predicted model, not a curated record. The coding region runs from base 205 to 3771 and encodes 1188 amino acids. The transcript has 21 exons. Gene Ontology annotation, molecular function: UDP-N-acetylglucosamine-lysosomal-enzyme N-acetylglucosaminephosphotransferase activity; calcium ion binding. NCBI's taxonomy places the organism in Eukaryota, Metazoa, Chordata, Amphibia, Anura, Myobatrachidae.